Messenger RNA from Podarcis lilfordi (Lilford's wall lizard), 6759 nucleotides. The record is from the annotation of a GenBank genome assembly. Lineage: Eukaryota; Metazoa; Chordata; Lepidosauria; Squamata; Lacertidae.
AAGCAAAGGACAAGCCUCUCCGUACAGGAAUCCGAGCAGUUUCAGUUCUCUGUACAGUGCUCGGCCACAGACUCUGCAACGGUGAAGAUCUCUCUCACACAACAUGGAGAGCCCUCCCUUUAAAGAGUGCCUCUGCGAACUCUGCGACUGUGGGUAAGUGAAGUUCCUCUAGGUCAUGGGUAGGCAAACUAAUGCCCAGGGCCGGAUCCGGCCCAAUCGCCUUCUCAAUCCAGCCUGCGGACGGUCCAGGAAUCAGUGUGUUUUUACAUGAGUAGAAUGUGUUCUUUUAUUUAAAAUGCAUCUCUGGGUUAUUUGUGGGGCAUAGGAAUUCGUUCAUAUUUUUUUAUUUUUUCAAAAUAUAGUCCGGCCCCCCACAAGGUCUGAGGGACAGUGGACCGGCCCCCUGCUGAAAAAGUUUGCUGACCCCUGCUCUAGGUUUUGCAGGUUAAAUGGUAGCCAGUGACAAGGAGCAGCUGGCGAUGCGUAGACCUUUACCCAGGCCCCGUAUUCCCCCUUCCUCACUUCCAGGGGCGGGUCCACUCAACCCAAACCAUUUGGACCAGGUGCAAUGAAAAGUGUUGUUGGACUCCGCCUCCCAUCUGCUCUGACAGCCAGCGUGGCCAAUUUUCGGGAAUUGUGCAAGCUGUGGUCCGCCAACACUUGAGAGGGGCACAGCUUCUCCACCCCUGACUCAGAGCUUCCGUUGCUGGAAAUAGAUCUGGUUUGGCAUAAGCAAGCGAGCCCGUCUACAUACAGAAGAAGAAGAAAAACAGGCAGCAAGCAAGCCCAGCUGCAUUGCAGCACAUUGCAGAGAGGAUGGGCUUGGAUUUUUAAGGAAUGAUCCGAUCCCAGAGCCCUCACAGUGGUACAAAGCCUGGUGUAUCCUGCCCACUGCACCUUCCAUUUUCCAAACCAGGCCUUUAUCUAUCAAGGUGGGCAGAGAACGUCCAUUACAGAGCAGCCUAUAAAGCAGUAUAUGUAAAGGUAAAGGUAAAGGGACCCCUGACCAUUAGGUCCAGUCGUGGCCGACUCUGGGGUUGCAGCGCUCAUCUCGCUUUAUUGGCCGAGGGAGCUGGUGUACAGCUUCCGGGUCAUGUGGCCGGGUCAUGUGGCGAACCAGAGCAGCGCACGGAAACGCCGUUUACCUUCCCGUCAGAGCGGUCCCUAUUUAUCUACUUGCACUUUGACGUGCUUUCGAACUGCUAGGUUGGCAGGAGCAGGGACCGAGAAACGGGAGCUCACCCCGUUGCAGGGAUUCAAACCACCAACCUUCUCAUUGGCAAGCCCUAGGCUCUGUGGUUUAACCCACAGCGCCACCCACGUCCCGCAGUAUAUGUACAAAUAACAAAAAAAGUAUCCCUUUUUUCCUUGGCACACAGAGCUGUUGCCAGAGAGACAAGCCCCUUUGAUGCCACCUAGUUCUCAGAUGCUUGCUUGCUUCCCAUGCAGCCGCCACAAGUGCCACAGGAACUGCCGAAAGCAACGGGUGCUGCUGGCACAGCCGAAGACUGGGAAGGGCUGGCUCUCUCACUACAAGGCAACUUACACUUGCCCACCUGGUAAGAGGGGAAGGAGGGGCCCAGCUGGCCUGGGAAAGGGCUGGGUCAGUCCCUUCGUUUCCCUGAUCUCAACCAUAUCCCAGCACUUAACUGCUGUUCUUUCCCCCUGCUCCAAACAGCUGUGCACCCACGCAGCAGCAAGAGGCCCCCCUGCACCCCUCCACACCCAAAUCCUCCUCCCAUGGACCUCCAGACCACCCAGAGGGCAGAGUUUGUCGUCUGGGAUCCAGGCAAGAGAACCGGGCAUCCCAUGAAGGUAAAGACGGGGGGGGGAGGCCCCCUGUCCCCUGGGGUGAGGAGGAGCUCCCAAUUCAGCACGCAAAUACCUACUUAAUUUGCCCUCUUGCUUUUAGCACAUCUCAGGGGGAAACAGCUUCAAAUACAUUGAAGGGAAGAAAGGGGAGCUUUUGGCUGGAAUUAUUUCUGUUAAGGAAAGCGGGAAGAAACUAAGUUUUCUCCCCCGCAUCUCUAUGCAGUACCCUGCAUUGGUUCAGGGUUGCUUGUACAUUUGAUAAAGCACCCUGCUCCUAAACAUAACGUCAUCACAGCACUUCACAGCUUUAUGAACACACAGGUGAAAAGUUAGAGGCAUGCAGGUGAGAUUUACUGAGUGAGUUGUGGGGCCAUCUGCUUUGCAGGAGAGGGGAGGCCAGCACCCACAGGGACCCUUCCAGAGCCAGGCUCUCUGCCAGCUCCCCUUCCCACCACGAGCAUCCGCCCUCUCGCAACCUCCAAGCAAGCUCCAGCCCUGCAGCCCUGCAGUCAAGAACAGCUCCGGAAGCAAGGGAUUCAAGAGGGAGCUUCCAGACCAGCCAGGUAAAGCUAAAUAUGAAGAAAGCAGCAGCACGAAAACUAAGCUUGAUAAGGGGACAUUCAACUAACCUCAAAUACAGUAUUGGUUCUACCAAAUCAGAGCUACGCUGGGGCAGGAAUGGGAAGCCUAGUUGCACUUCUAAGUUGGAGGCUGCGUCAGGUGUUUGAGCUAAAACAAGCAACUGAAAUGUUUCCUCUCUUCCUGUAUCUGCCCCCACCUGAACACAGUCCAGACGAGUUUUUCCUAGGAUUAAACGCAGCCUUCAAUACAGGGGGAGUUGCAAGGCUGAGGAUCUGAACUCUUCACACCAAAAUAAAAGGUAUCGUUCACCAUUUUCUGCUCUGCAGGAGUAAAUGUCAUCACCACCCCCAGCCACCCCUUGCUCUUCGAGAAGGGGGCAUUCCUUCGAGAGAAGAGGGCCAUCACAAAAUCCUCAGAACCGGCAGCAGCUGAAUAUGUGACCAAGUACCAAAGUGAUUUCCCAGAACAAAGGGCCUUUCCUGGCCAGGCUGCACCUGCCCUGCCUCCUCUGGACAACCUGGCAAUUAACCCAGCUUUCAGGUGAGCAUCUCAGGUGCUGGGGAACGAUUCUGGAGAGGUUUGGGAUUGAGGAGAGACAGGAGCAGGGACUUCACAUGUCAGUCUGAUACCAACAAAACAAAACCACAAAGAGGCCAACGGCACCUUAAAGACAAAGCCAUUGAUUAUGGCGUAAGAUUUUCUACACUGGGCAAAUGCGUCAGCACCAAUGGGAAAGAAUAAAUGCACAGAAAUAGGAUUUCAGAAAGGAGAACAUUUCGACCUACCAGACCACUUUGCUGUUGAUCUUGGGGAGGCAGGGGGCCAUCCUCAGAGAAAGGAACUUCAGUGUGAAUCCGCUGGAUUGCGACUCAUCAGUAAGUUCAAUAACGUUCAUCUGAGUCUGAAUAGAGACCAUGGUUUCCUGCCCAACUAUAGGUGUUAACAUAAUUAUCUUUGCAGUGCUGAGUAAAUCAUCACCAAUUUGCUGUGUCAAGGGCUCCUGUGCCUGUUUAACAUACCCUCUAAGCUCUAAUUUAAUUAUCACUGAUGGUACUUUUUUCAUCUCAUGACUGUUCAACUCCCACCUUGCAUUUUUCUCCUCCUGCAUCUACACCCGUCAACUGAGAUAUCACUUCAUGCAUCUGAUGACAUGUGUUUUGGUCCAUGGAAAGUUAUGCCAUAAAUCAAUGAAUUUGUUAGCCUUUAAGGUGCCGCAGGACUGACUUUUCUUUGGCAAGUGGUUUAAAGUCCCAAGAAAAGUUCCCUUUCAUCCUCUCCCAGGACCCCUCUGCCUAUGAGAAAGUGCAGCAUCUUCUUCUUGGGUAUUGUUACAUUAGCACAGGUGUACCCAGGGCAGUUUUCAUUGGCCAACCAUGAAAAGGUCAGCGAGGUAAGACCAGGCUCUUUUGACUCUAAAAGCAGUUCCAAGAGGAUAAAAUGAAUCACUAUUCCUUCACAAUGAGAGAACAAAUACUGCUGCAUGGUGAAACUGGCUUAAAGGCCUUUCAGUAACACGAGACUUAACAAUGGGACUAUUCACUGCAGAUUCUCACACACCAUCACUUUUGCACAGAACCAACUUCCAGACUGUCCACAGAGAGAGCUACCGUAGCUGGAAUGCCUCUGCAUACUCUCGUGCCAAGCUCAUCACGCUGAAAAAGAACCGGGGGGCAAAGGAAGCUGGGAAAUCUGAAGAAGUCGCCGUUACCAAGGUAAGGGUUCAUCCCAGCAGCAAAGGAAGUUGGUAAGAGAAUGAGGGUAGUACUUUUCUGCUUGAAAUUUAUCUCCCCUUCACCCCUAAGGCUUAGGGAGGGAAACAGUGGAGCCCAUUGAAUUUCAAAAUAUGAGAGUCCCACUUCCUAUAGGAGGGAUGCGGGUGGCGCUGUGGGUUAAACCACAGAGCCUAGGAUUUACCGAUCAGAAGGUCAGCGGUUCGAAUCCCUGCAACGGGGUGAGCUCCCGUUGCUCGGUCCCUGCUCCUGCCUACCUAGCAGUUCGAAAGCACGUCAAAAGUGCAAGUAGAUAAAUAGGUACCGCUCCGGCGGGAAGGUAAACGGCGUUUCCGUGCACUGCUCUGGUUUGCCAGAAGCGGCUUAGUCAUGCUGGCCACAUGACCCGGAAGCUGUAUGCCAGCUCCCUUGGCCAAUAAAGCGAAAUGAGCGCCACAACCCCCGAGUCGGUCACGACUGGACCUAAUGGUCAGGUGUCCCUUUACCUUUACCUUUACCUUUACUUCCUAUUGGCAUCAUGCCCAAGACCUUCAGGCUACAUUUAUAGGGUAGCUUGAAGUCCUCAUUGCUCCAUUGGCUCUCCUGGAAUGAAGCCUAGUCACAUCCCAACCCAGUGUUCCACCUCUAAUGUGGGUCAGCUAGCUGGGCUAGCAGAUAAUUCCCUUCCCUGCCUCCUUCACCUACUUCUGCAGAUACUUUCUGAAGGGUUGCAGGUGGCGCUGUGGUCUAAACCACUGAGCCUCUUGGGCUUGCCGAUCAGGUCGGCGGUUCCAGUCCCUGCGACGGUGGUGAGCUCUCGUUGCUCUGUCCAGCUCUUGCCUACCUAGCAGUUCAAAAGCAUGCCAGUGCAAGUAGAUAAAUAGGUACUGCUGUGGCAGGAAGGUAAACUGUGUUUCCGUGCACUCUGGUUUCUGUCAUGGUGUUCCAUUGUGCCAGAAGCGGUUUAGUCAUGCUGGCCACAUGACCCGGAAAGCCGUCUGUGGACAAACACCGGCUCCCUCAGCCUGAAGCGAGAUGAGCACUGCACCCCAUAGUCACCUUUGACUGGACUUAACCAUCCAGAGGUCCUUUACCUUACCCUUUACCUUUACCAGUAUCCUUUUUGCAUUCCUCUCCUUUUGCAGCUUCCUUAUCACCUUCCUGUCCUCCUCAACCAUGCGGAGCCCAUUAAACAUCCAGGCACAGCUCUGAAAUCUCUGGCUGCCCAGUUUGACAACUCCACAGCACACAGGUUCUUCUUCAGGGACUGGGGAGCUCAGCCUCGUAUUCGAUACGGAGACCCCUGGGAAGGAAGCUGCACCCACUCCUUGGUAAGGGACCCAUUGAGCAGAGUGUGCUUUGGGGCAGAGCCGUAGCUCGGGGGCAAAGCCAUCACUGCACCCUGGAAUCCUGCCUAGUCACAUCCUCGAAUACUUAUAAGGCUCCAGGUCCAGUCUCUGGCAUUUCUGGUCUAAAGGUGAUCAGAAAGAUGCAUCCUACCUCAGCCCUGUCAGUCACAGCAGACAAUACUAAGAUAGACAGAGAAGUGGCUUGAUUUGCUGCAAGGCAAAGAGGGGUGGGAAGGCUGUCCUCUUCAUGGGUCAGGGAAGAAAAACUUGCCCCAAAUAGAUAGCUUCUGUGAAGUAGAAUCACCAAAAAGGGACAUGUUGCAGGCAAGAGCCUAAAGGCAUCAAUAGCAAACCCCAAUCUUGCUCAGUAGCUGAACAGAGGUGAAAAAGGCAGACCCCCCACCCCCCAAAAUUCCUGUUCCCAAUCUCUCAGGGCACUGGAUAUUUCCCAAGGGAAAUGCAACUGUUGUUCAAGCCCAAGGAAGUAGGAGUUGAAAUUGGAUCAGCUCUUGAGUGAACAAGAUGCACGCACACUGCCUAGCAUCAUUUUCAAAUUUCCUCAACGAUCUACUCCACUCUCAGUCCUUCCCAUUUCUAGUUAAACUACCUCUUCUGCAAGUAUAUAUGAAGCAGAUGUGAACGUGGUGGAUUGGGCUGCUCUCUCACAGGAAGCCGUCGGCUCCUCUCAUGGCUGUGGCUUAAGGUGUCAGACAAAGGACAUUUUAAUACUGUAUCCCAUCUCUGCCAACGGACACUGAAAGCAUCUGCUGCUUGUUUCUGUUUUGUUUCAAAAGGGCCAUUUUGGAAGCCAAACCACAACAUGCAGCACUUAUCUGCUGAAGAGAGCGGAGAAGGCCAAGAACUACAAGCCAGAACUGAAACCCACCCAGACUGAGGGAGGGCAAGAUUUUGCCACCAUCCACCGAGAGGCUUACAGGUAUCCAGCCAAAUAGUGGCCAAGAAAAGCCCCAGGGAGGCAUCCAAAAGUUUGGCUGGGCUGUUGCAGGGUAGAGAUUGGAACAGCAGCAGCUUAAGCAAGCUCUGCAUUCUCUUUUGCAGGCAUAUUCCACUCCCUGUCUGUCGACUGCAAAUGUACCUAGCCCAGCAACAGAAGUCUAGGAAAGAAGCAGACGACUAAAGUGUGACUGUGCCAGAAGGGUCAGACCUCAGGGACUAAUGGCUGAACAUCGUGGAUUUUAAAGGGGGUUGGAAUCUAUGCUCCUUCCCAAAUUAUAAAAUUGUACUCUCAAGUUCUGUUCAUGUUUGGAUAUUGCCAUAGCAAAAACACACUUGUGUUCAAUAAAAAG